Mya arenaria is the source of this 2619-nucleotide messenger RNA. RefSeq names its product serine-rich adhesin for platelets-like. The transcript has 18 exons. Gene Ontology annotation, molecular function: metalloendopeptidase activity. Gene Ontology annotation, biological process: proteolysis. The coding region runs from base 1 to 2619 and encodes 872 amino acids. Lineage: Eukaryota; Metazoa; Mollusca; Bivalvia; Myida; Myidae. The record is from RefSeq and is a predicted model, not a curated record.
AUGGCAAAUGGUAUUAACGUCAAAAUAGUUUGCGGAUGUGUGCUUCUUGUUCACGGAAUAGGUUUCGCAUUUCCCAUGGAAGAUGAAACAGUAUUCGUGCGCGCAACACACCCACAGAAGUUGCGCAGAAGAAGAUCAAACCUUGACCCCGACAUAUUACCCCCGGGCCUUGACAUGGAGUUCAACAUGGGUCCCGAGGUUGUACAAAUGACCCUGGUCCGGUCAGUGCACCCCACCAGAACAACGCCAUCUUACAUCAUAGAGAAGAAUGGGGUGAAACAUCAUCGUAAUCUAACACAGGGUUCUUACGGCGUGUACCAAGAUCCGUCUUUGGGGGCUUCCAUCAUUGUUCGGAACAACGACGAGGGACAAUUUCACUUGUCCGGAACAUUUACCUACAACUCCUCCCACUACGAACUUGAACCAUUAACCAAUCAACUUCGAAAUACUCAUGCUUCGAACCUCGAAGGGGCUCCACACAGGAUCAAGCGGCAGGAGGCGCCUAGGGGUAAUUUUAUGGGCGACGAGCUGAUUCCACCUGGUGAGAUGUCUGGUCUUAACAAAGAGGAGAGUCCCCCCUACCCUGGGUUGUAUGAAAGAAAGAAAAAUGAUACGCCGCUUAUACGUUUGCAGAUGGAGAAACCUGACCCUCGACUGAUUAUCACAACGACUAGUGGUUAUACAGACAGUGACAUUCUCUACCAAGGUCGAAAGAAGCGUCAGACUGAAACGUUGUACGUGGAAUAUAUGGUUGUUAUUGACUACAAAAACUUGGAAAGGUGGAAGUCCAGGGUGGGCGGCGAUACUGACCAGCAGAGGGUGGACAAUGCGUUUGAGGCCAUGCACGAGUUCUACCUGUUUGUUGUUAAUGGGAUGGACAUUAGGUUCCAGACAGCAACUGGUUCAGAUGGUCCACCGUUAAGGGUGUCACUGGCCUCACUCCUUGUUUCCACGGAGGAGGCGACAUCACCAUGGUUACACAACAACAUGCUUAGCGACAAUACUGUAGACGACGCCGGUGUGCUGCUAGAUUUCGCCAUGUGGAAAAGCUCCGUUAACCAGUAUCUACCGGGUCACGAUCAUGCGGGGCUGUUUACGGGAUUUGAUAUUGCCACGUCCACCUCCACCAAUCCAAUAGGUAUGGGUUAUCUCAACUCGAUUUGCCACGAGUCCUGGGCUGUGUCAGAGAUAGAGGAGACAUACAAUGCCAUUUCCAUCCACAUUGCCGCUCACGAACUUGGCCACAACAUAGGCACGCGUCACGAUGGCAGCGGAAACUCAUGUGCGAGCUCCUCCCUGUACCUGAUGGCGCCCCGCCUACCGAUCAUCACAAACUCCGCCCUCAGGACCAACCCCUGGACCUUCUCACAGUGUUCUCAAUCCUCCAUCAAGACCUUCAUAGCGGGCCUCGGCAGUGACAGUUGCCUGACCAACCUGCCUGAAGUGUCCAGUUUAACCGACCAGAUGCCGGGCCUCAUAUACUCAGCCGACCAGCAGUGUAACAUGACCUAUGGCAACGACGCCGUUGUCUGCAGGGAGUCCCUGUACAGUGAUUGGGAUUCAGUGUGCUACGCCAUGAAGUGCAGUGUCGAGGGACAGUCGUCCUGUUUGGGCCAGUUCUUCCCAUUUGAUGGAACAGUGUGCGGGGACAAGAUGUGGUGUCUGUCAGGGUCGUGUGUUUAUUCAGAGAACGCUCCUUCGCUCGAUGGAACUUGCAUCUUUGGUGACGAUCCUUCCGUUGACUGUGCAGCUGCAAACGCCUGUGAUGAGAGCGACUUCUUCAGCAGUAAAGUACGUUGCUGUGGCACUUGCAACGCAUUAGGUGUCACAUCUACAACUUCACAAUUUACAUCGUCAAACACCCCAACGGCUACUACACAGUCAACAACUAGACAUACAACCUUGACAGAUUCUACAGUAACAACUACUGUUUCGACACCAGCAACAUCUGCAAAAGUUACACCAGUAACCAGCACUACAUCAUUUCCACAAAGCACGACUACUAGCACGCAAAACACUGCAACGUCAGCCACGCAGUCAACUCCUUCUACGACCACUCUAUCAACUACUACUCCUAUUUCAUCCACCAAAGAUUCUACAUCUCAGACAAGGACUUCAACAGAGUCCACAUCUCAAACAAGGGCUUCUACGGAAUCCAGUUCCCCUUCUAUGUCUACAAAAACUAGUACUGAGACAAUGACGACCUCUACACCAAAACCUAAAAGAGACGCAUAUAUAUCAGCAUUGUUGAUUAAAACAGAGAGGUAUACAAGGAGAUCCGGCUGCGAUACCUUUGCUCUUUCGAUACACGGGAGACAACUUUCCUGGGAUUUACCAGUACGGAGUACUGCCGAGUUCUCCAGUACUGCCGAGUUCUCCAGUACUGCCGAGUUCUCCAGUGCUGCCGAGUUCUCCAGUGCUGCCGAGUUCUCCAGUGCUGCCGAGUUCUCCAGUGCUGCCGAGUUCUCCAGUGCUGCCGAGUUCUCCAGUGCUGCCGAGUUCUCCAGUGCUGCCGAGUUCUCCAGUGCUGCCGAGUUCUCCAGUGCUGCCGAGCGUCAGGCGGAGGCUGAACCACUGAACUUUCGGGAAUGUUAUGCGGUACAUUGUCGUCAUUUAUAA